This is a messenger RNA of Benincasa hispida (wax gourd), 315 nucleotides long. Lineage: Eukaryota; Viridiplantae; Streptophyta; Magnoliopsida; Cucurbitales; Cucurbitaceae. The record is from RefSeq and is a predicted model, not a curated record.
AUGAACAAAGGUAUUGUGCUCGGGCACAAGGUUUCCAAGGAAGGGUUAGAGGUGGAUAAAGCGAAAAUUAAGGCCAUUGAAAAGCUUCCACCUCUAGCAAAUAUGAAGGCUGUCAGGAGUUUCCUGGGACAUAUAGGAUUUUACCGUCGUUUUGUGAAGGACUUUUGGAAGAUAGCUCGACCAUUGAGUGCAUUGCUAGAGGCCGAUAGAACUUUUGACUUUGAUACACAGUGCCUCAACACAUUCAAGAUACUGAAGAAUGCAUUAAUUACCGCACCUGUGUUAAUCAUACCUGACUGGACAAAGCCAUUUUAG